This is a messenger RNA of Sander lucioperca (pikeperch), 2540 nucleotides long. It is a transcript of the gene tmem151bb, whose product is annotated as transmembrane protein 151Bb. Bases 557 to 2044 code for a protein of 495 amino acids. The transcript is spliced from 2 exons. The record is from RefSeq and is a predicted model, not a curated record. NCBI's taxonomy places the organism in Eukaryota, Metazoa, Chordata, Actinopteri, Perciformes, Percidae.
UCGUCAUAACUUGAGACUUUGAGACUCAGUUUUAGGGUGGAGCUCCCUUUAAGUGACAGAUAUAUGCAACAACAUUUCACCGUACACCUGCCUCAGUCAGCACCACGGACAGCGACCGUGCCCAGCUCUCCGCAGACCGCGAACAACGGCGCCGUCACCUCCUGCACACUGAUGGUAGCCUGCAUACACAGCGGGGCCGGAGGGGCAGGGCAUGCUCAUUUUGUAAUGACUACCAGCUAAUACAGCAUGAUCUACGAUUAUGUUACUGCGGCACUGACGGUUAAACAGUAGAGGGCAAGAUGCUGGAUAUCCUAUAGUAAACCCCCCCCCCGCUUUUAUUUUAGUUUCUCUCAGCCACCGGAAAGAUCCCUUUAUUUUGAUCAACAUGCCUCCGUCGACUCGUCUCGGGCUUUUCUUCGGGUGGAGUGGCUCUAAAUGGUAACAGAUGUAGCGCGCGUCUCACAAGUAGGGUCUCUGCAGAGCAAGGUAGUGAAAUCUCUUCCUCUUCCUACUCCACGCCCUAUCAUUAUUAGGCUAUCAAUAGCUGCCCAGCACCAUGUCCCCUCUAGCAUCGGCUGCGACAGCGAGUGAAAGCAGCACGACCACCGUUUUCGAGGAGGACACCAGAGAGGAGCAAAGACCCCUGAAGCAAUCUCUGAGCAAGUCACUAUGUCGGGAGAGUUUUUGGAAAUGCCUGCUCCUGUCCAUUCUUAUGUAUGGCUGCAUGGGAGCGAUGGUUUGGUGUCAUGUCACCAAGGUGACCCGCCUCACCUUUGAUAAUGCCUUCAAAGGGAAAUCCAUGAUGUACCAUGACAGUCCCUGCUCUGAUGGCUAUAUCUACAUCCCUCUGGCCCUACUGGGCAUGCUCUAUUUAGUCUAUCUUGUGGAGUGCUGGCACUGUCAUGUGAAGAAUGAGCUGCAGCACAAAGUGGAUGUGGAGGGCAUCUAUGAGCGCAACCAAAGAAUGCAGCAAGCUAAACCCUGCAUCUGGUGGAAGGCCAUCAGCUAUCACUAUGUUCGCCGAACACGACAAGUCACGCGCUACCGCAAUGGAGACGCUUACACUAGCACCCAGGUUUACCAUGAACGUGUCAACACCCAUGUGGCAGAAGCUGAAUUUGACUACAAUCACUGUGGUGUCAAAGAUGUUUCAAAACAGCUGCUGGGCUUGGAGAAGUCUGCUCUUACGAAGAUGCGGUUCACCAAGUGCUUUAGUUUUGCCAACGUAGAGUCCGAGAAUUCCUACCUUACACAACGAGCAAGGUUUUUCACCGACAAUGAGGGUCUUGAUGAUUACAUGGAAGCCAGGGAGGGCAUGCACCUAAAAAACAUUGACCUGAAGGAGUACGUUAUUGUGCUGCCUGACCCAGAGCACCAGCCCUGGUAUCUGUCCCACUAUGUCUUCUGGUUUGCCUCAUUCCUCACUUUCUCCUGGCCUCUCAGAGUCUUUACAGAGUAUCACACUGCAUAUGUCCACUAUCGUGUUGAGAAGCUCUUUGGGCACGAUUACCUCCCUGUGACCCCAUGUGAGGAUCGGCCAUAUUGCCGUCGUAUCCCUCGUGUUAACACCAUUGACAGUACAGAGUUGGAAUGGCACAUUCGGUCCAACCAGCAACUGGUGCCCAGUUACUCAGAGGCUGGCCUGAUGGACCUGGCCCAGUGCCCGACCAGCUUCAGUGGGAUACGUCAGAAUUGUGAGCGCUGCCACAGAGCCAUCAGCUGCUCCUCAGUGUUCUCCAGAAGCGCCCUCAGUAUCUGUACUGGUGCCAGCUCCCGCAUCCCCUUCAGCGGCAGUCGCUUCUCCUUGGCGCGGCGCUACGGCUCCCAGCGCAGCUGCUUCUGGAGGAGCGGCAGCUUGGAUGACCCAGAGAGUCCCAGCGAAAACACCCGCUGUCUAUCAGAGCGCCUCAACACAGAUGAUGAGGAGCCCCCAGAAUAUGAUGAUGCACUUUGCUACCCAGUGCUCAUUGUCCACUGUAGCGAGAAUUGCCACAACCACAGGUCUUUCCACAGGAAUAGCUCCUGUGUGGAGACUUCCUUGUGACUAUGCAGUCACUGACAAAACACAGUGGCAUUCCUGUAGCAUACAAACACUGCAGACACAGAGACAGAGUGUGUAAACAAGUCUUAAUGUGAGAUACACAGAUUCAUGCUGUAUUGUCAUGCUAUCUUAAACAAAUGCCUGAAUCCUGAAUGUGAAUGUGUGAAUCACCAAAGCAAUAACAGUGAUUAGUGAGUGCAGAACAAAGCGAUGGUGGUAUGUGAACCUACUAGGAUACACACACAUGGUAAAAUGAUAUGCCUGGCUUCCAAUGAAAACCAAGCAGACAAAGACUGUUACACUGUACAUGAUUGCCAUAGCUUUUAAGGUCUCGUAUGUGCUGUACGUAUGAAACUGAAGCUGCAGUUACCUCAUAAGACCUUUUCAGAGGCCACGGACAAGAUGGGCAUGUUUAAACAUCUCAUUCCUUUAGUAAAAUCUCAGUAACACAAAAACAUCACAGCUGACCAGUCAGAUAAAUACAGCAAUAACUGUAAAA